UCAUGCUGCUGCCAGGUCCAGAGUCUCUCAUGGGUCCCUGUACGGCCUCCCAUUGCUGCUGUCUCCAUCGCCACACUCUGCCAUGUGCCACUUUCAGGUCUCCUCACACUGCUGGUGUGUUCCAUUUUUUGUCAUAGGGUGCUGGCAGAUUACGGGCCUCCCAUAGCUGCUGCCAGGCCCCUAAUCUGCCAUGGGCCCCAAUACCGCCUCCUCAUGCUGCUGCCAAGUCCAGAGUCUCUCAUGGGUCCCUGUACGGCCUCCCAUUGCUGCUGUCUCCAUCGCCACACUCUGCCAUGUGCCACUUUCAGGUCUCCUCACACUGCUGGUGUGUUCAAUUUUUUGUCAUAGGGUGCUG
Molecule: messenger RNA, 355 nt
Organism: Staurois parvus
Lineage: Eukaryota; Metazoa; Chordata; Amphibia; Anura; Ranidae
Source: the annotation of a GenBank genome assembly